This is a messenger RNA of Morus notabilis, 1186 nucleotides long. RefSeq lists its product as uncharacterized. The coding region runs from base 19 to 1023 and encodes 334 amino acids. The record is from RefSeq and is a predicted model, not a curated record. Lineage: Eukaryota; Viridiplantae; Streptophyta; Magnoliopsida; Rosales; Moraceae. The transcript is spliced from 9 exons.
UCUGGCUCUAUCGUUCUCAUGGCUUCUCGACUCUCAUUCAGUCCAAUCCCAGAAUUCUCUGUUAAAAGUUUCCCAAAACAACCCCGACAAGUGCCUCUUUUUGCAAUUCCGCCACUGGGUUUCCCGUCAAAGUAUGCUCAUUCAAGAACCAUAUCUAGCUCCAGAGUUGAAUUUGUACAUUCGCUUCGGGCUGUGAGAGAGGAAGUCGUACAAUCUCCAAAUUCAGAAUCCACAGAUGAUUCCAAAACCGCCCCUUCUUCCUCUUCCAAGCUCGUUCUCGUCGUUGGUGGCACCGGGGGUGUUGGGCAAUUGGUAGUUGCAUCGUUGCUCAACCGGAAUAUAAAGUCACGCCUAAUACUGCGGGACCCUCAGAAAGCUGCUACGUUAUUUGGUGAACAAGAUGAAGAGACAUUACAGGUAUUCACAGGAGACACUCGGAACCCAGGAGAUCUAGAUCCAAGUAUUUUUGAGGGAGUCACACAUGUCAUAUGCUGCACCGGGACAACGGCUUUUCCUUCGAAACGGUGGGAUGGAGAUAACACUCCAGAAAGAGUAGAUUGGGAGGGUGUGAAAAAUCUUGUAUCUGCUCUUCCUUCGUCAGUGAAGAGGGUUGUUCUUGUUUCGUCAGUAGGUGUAACCAAGUUUAACGAACUGCCUUGGAGCAUCAUGAACCUUUUUGGUGUUCUCAAAUACAAGAAGAUGGGGGAGGAUUUUCUCCAAAAUUCUGGUCUACCAUUUACAAUCAUCAGAGCUGGAAGAUUGACGGAUGGUCCCUACACAUCAUAUGAUCUAAAUACUUUGCUUAAAGCUACCGCCGGGCAACGGCGCGCAGUUCUUAUCGGUCGAGGGGAUAAACUAGUUGGUGAGGUCAGCAGACUUGUUGUAGCUGAAGCUUGCAUACAAGCGUUGGACAUAGAAUUCACUCGGGGCAAAAUUUACGAAAUCAACUCAAUUGAGGGAGAAGGACCGGGAAGCGAUCAGCAAAAGUGGCGAGAACUAUUCGAAGCCGUGGAAACAAAGUAAUUAGAUACACAUUUCAUUGGUUCUUCUCCCUUUAUGUAUCUAUUUAAGAUGAUGUUGCAAAGAGUAAAAUUGCGGGUGACACAUAAAUUGCCUAUGAAAUGUAUAUAGACAUCAUACAUGAUAUUUUUGGUGUUCUUCUUCUGUUAUUUCCUGGCGUUCGCAA